Molecule: messenger RNA, 2157 nt
Organism: Sturnus vulgaris (Common starling)
Lineage: Eukaryota; Metazoa; Chordata; Aves; Passeriformes; Sturnidae
Source: RefSeq, a predicted model, not a curated record
AUGGCGAGCUCCGGCUGCCGGUGGCUACCGUGGCCGGCCCUGUGGCUACCGUGGCCGGCCCUGUGGCUACCGUGGCUGGCCCUGUGGCUACCGACGGCCGCCGCUUUUAACCUGGACGGGAGCAGCCCGGUGCUGAAGGACGGCGAGCGCGGGAGCCUCUUCGGAGCGGCCGUGGCGCUGCACCGGCAGCUGAGCCCCGAGCCCGCGGGGUGGCUGCUCGUGGGAGCCCCCCAAGCGCUGGCCCUGCCCGGCCAAGGUGCCAACCGCACCGGGGCUCUGUUCGCCUGCCCGCUGAGCCCCGAGCUCUCCGACUGCUGGCGGGUGCCCAUCGAUGAGGGAGUGGACCCGCAGCGGGAGAGCAAAGAGAACCAGUGGCUCGGGGUCAGCGUCAAGAGCCAAGGGCCCGGCGGAAAGAUCGUGACCUGCGCCCACCGGUACGAGGUGCGGCACCGGGUGCGGCAGCCGCUGGAGACGCGGGACGUGAUCGGGCGCUGCUUCGUGCUGAGCCAGGACCUGCGAGUGCGGGACGAGCUGGACGGCGGCGAGUGGAAAUUCUGCGAGGGGCGACCACAGGGCCACGAGAGAUUCGGGACCUGCCAGCAGGGACUGGCGGCCGCUUUCAGCCCCGACCGCCGCUACGUGCUGCUGGGGGCACCCGGAACCUACAACUGGAAGGGGACCCUGCGCGUGGAGCAGCUCAACCAGAGCUCGCUGGAUCUGCUGCGCCUCGACGCCGGCCCCUUCGAGGCGGGGGGCGAGAAGGACCAGGACCCCUCACUCAUCCCCGUGCCCGCCAACAGCUACUUCGGGCUGCUCUUUGUGACAAACAUUGAGAGCGCCGCCCCCGACCAGAGGGUCUUCCGGACCCCCGAGCCCGUGCAUUUCCUGCGCCAGGGCUGCGGCGAUGACAAAAUCUGCCAGAGCCACCUGGAGCUGCGGCCGCGCUUCUGCGCCCGCCUGGGCGACAGCGACUUCCUGCCCCUGCCCAGGGACGAGGAUGGCACUGCCAUCUUUGCCAUCAGUGACCAGAAGGACGUGGCCCUGGAGGUGCAGGUGACCAACGAGCCCUCGGACCCCUCGGAGCCGCAGAGGGACGGGGACGAUGCCCACCAGGCCCUGCUGGUGGCCACCUUCCCCCCGGAGCUGCCCUACGNGCCCUGGGGUGCCCCCCCAGUGACCCCCCCGUGCCCCCCAGAGCUGCAGUUCGUGCUGGAGGGGGACUCGGAGCGGCCCAGGCGGGGGCAGCCCCCCCGGGGCUCCUUCCUGGGCCGGGGUCCCUCCGAGCCCGAGCACCGAACCUCGGGGAGCCUCGAGCUGCGGGGACAGCGCGAGCGGCGCUGCGUGAGCGACACCUUCCGGCUGCGCGUGCGUGCUUCGGCCUCACCCUCCUCACCCUCCUCAUCAUCACCAUCCUCACCCUCCUCAUCAUCACCUUCCGGCUGCGCCGUGGCUCUCCCACCCCGGCUGUUUUUUGGGGGGCAGGUGAGGGGGGAGAGCGCCGUGAAGAGGGAGAGCCAGGUGGGCAGCGCCGUCCGCUUCGAGGUCACGGUGUCUCAGCGGGGCCCGGUGCUCAAGACCCCCGGCUCGGCCGCUCUCACCGUGCAGUGGCCGCUGGAGUUGCCCAACGGGAAGUGGCUCCUGUACCCCCUGAGCCUGGAGCUGGGCACCCCCCCCGUGCCCUGCAGCCCCCCGGCCAACCCCCUGCGCCUCGCCCUGGUGAGGGGGGAGAGCGCCGUGAAGAGGGAGAGCCAGGUGGGCAGCGCCGUCCGCUUCGAGGUCACGGUGUCUCAGCGGGGCCCGGUGCUCAAGACCCCCGGCUCGGCCGCUCUCACCGUGCAGUGGCCGCUGGAGUUGCCCAACGGGAAGUGGCUCCUGUACCCCCUGAGCCUGGAGCUGGGCACCCCCCCCGUGCCCUGCAGCCCCCCGGCCAACCCCCUGCGCCUCGCCCUGCCGGCCGUGCCGCGGUUCCGGGCCGUGCGGAUCCCGCGGGAGCAGCGGCCGCAGGCGCGGGAGGGCCGCACCGGGACCAUCCAGCGGAGAGAGUGGGCGGCCAGCCCCGGACACGGCCCCGGACACGGACACGGCACCGGACACGGACACGGCACCGGACACGGACACCAGGACAGCGACGGGGACCGGCCCCGCAGCCCGGCCUGA